This is a messenger RNA of Salvia splendens (bonfire salvia), 764 nucleotides long. Its product is annotated as DnaJ/Hsp40 cysteine-rich domain superfamily protein. The record is from RefSeq and is a predicted model, not a curated record. Lineage: Eukaryota; Viridiplantae; Streptophyta; Magnoliopsida; Lamiales; Lamiaceae. The transcript has 3 exons. The coding region runs from base 119 to 529 and encodes 136 amino acids.
AGUUUUGCGCCACAAUAAAUUCACCUUUUAAUUACAAAAGAAACUUAGCAUCCGUAAUUUCUUUUGCAAUCGUAGUUUGGUAUUAUUUGGGCAGAAAAAUUGGGGAAACUUUGAAAAAAUGUCUAGUUAUAGCUGUUAUUGUUAUGGACCGAUGAAUUUAUAUUCGGUAAAAUUUGCUGUGCCGUCGAAAAAAGCUGUAUUUGCUAUGCCGAGGAGGGUUGGUGUCAGAGCUUCAAUGGUGGAAUCCUAUGGGAGCUCUAGUUUCUCGCAACGCAUGGAACGUGCGUGGUUAAUUUCUCAGCAACCAACGCCUGUUGCUUGUUCUUCAUGCGACUCAAAGGGGCACAUUGAAUGCAAAUGGUGCAGUGGAACAGGGUUCUUCAUCAUCGGUGACAACAUGUUGUGUCAAGUUCCUUCAAGAAACACCACAUGUGUCAUCUGCACUGGAAAGGGUUCUGCAUGCUGUGCUGAUUGUAAAGGGACGGGCUUUCGUGCAAAGUGGCUAGAAGAGCCUCCUCUAACCAAGUAGCUAGAACCUGUCUAACAACCAUAUUUGUUGAUGCUGAUGAUGUCGUCCUUUUCAAUUCCGUUUUUUGGCGGUUGAAGUUACUUCAUUUCUACCAGUCUACUGUAUUUAUAACAUCAACAUUUCUACCAGUGUACUGUAUUUGUAUCUAUACAGGGAUGUAUACCAUGAUUAUCUUCUUCAUUGUAACUAUAUACCAUUAUAGAUUCAUCAUAUAGUUAUUUUGAUUUUGUAUUCA